Molecule: messenger RNA, 5326 nt
Organism: Microtus ochrogaster (prairie vole)
Lineage: Eukaryota; Metazoa; Chordata; Mammalia; Rodentia; Cricetidae
Gene: Ldlrap1
Product: low density lipoprotein receptor adaptor protein 1
Cellular component (GO): early endosome
Source: RefSeq, a predicted model, not a curated record
GGGCGCGCGCCGCCUGGCCCGGCGGAAAGUUUUCCUGGAGAAGUUUUGGCGGCGGCGGCGGUGACCGGAGCGGGCCAUGGACGCGCUCAAGUCGGCGGGGCGCGCGCUGAUCCGGAGCCCCAGUCUGGCCAAGCAGAGCUGGGUGGGCGGCCGGCACCGCAAGUUGCCAGAGAACUGGACGGACACUCGGGAGACACUGCUGGAGGGCAUGGUUUUCAGCCUCAAGUACCUUGGCAUGACGCUGGUGGAGCGGCCCAAGGGCGAGGAGCUGUCUGCAGCUGCUGUCAAGAGGAUCGUGGCCACAGCCAAGGCCAGCGGGAAGAAACUGCAGAAGGUAACUCUCAAGGUGUCGCCCCGGGGGAUCAUCCUGACAGACAGCCUCACCAGCCAGCUCAUUGAGAACGUGUCCAUUUACAGGAUCUCCUACUGCACCGCAGACAAGAUGCACGACAAGGUGUUCGCAUACAUCGCCCAGAGCCAGCACAGCGAGAGCCUGGAGUGCCACGCCUUCCUCUGCACCAAGCGGAAAAUGGCACAAGCCGUCACCCUCACUGUAGCCCAGGCCUUCAAAGUUGCCUUUGAGUUUUGGCAGGUGUCCAAGGAAGAGAAAGAGAAGAGGGAAAAAGCCAACCAAGAAGGAGGAGACGUCUCAGGGACCCGAUGUGACAGCGCCCCCUCAUUGAAAAGCUUGGUUGUCACGGGGAACCUGCUGGAUUUGGAAGAGGUGGCUAAGGCCCCAUUAUCCACGGUUACCACUAAUACCAACAACUUGGACGAGACAGCACGGCCUCAAGUCUUGGGCAGCAACAGUGUCGUCUGGGAGCUGGAUGAUGGCCUGGAUGAAGCAUUUUCAAGGCUGGCACAGUCACGGACGAACCCUCAGGUCCUGGACACUGGACUGUCAGCACAGGACAUCCACUACGCACAGUGCUUAUCGCCCACCGACUGGGACAAGCCCGACAGCAGUGGCAUCGAUCAAGAUGACCUCUUCAACUUCUGAGGGCCUAGGACUGGCAGGACACAGCUGGCCUUAACAUGUGAUGGACCAGAAGCCACCUGCAGCAGGGCAGCCGUCAGCCACUCUGCAGAGCUUGCAGAGGAGAGCUGCAGUCAGGCAGGGAGAGAGGGCGAAAAGAGCCUGGAAUUCCCAGGUUUGCAUCAGGCACUCGUGGUCUGUGCAGGCCAGGGCCUGGCUUCCUGGCCUAUGACCAAAGCAUUCCAUGAUCCUUUUCUCGGGGGCACUUACUCCUCAGGCAGUGGGAGCGUACUGUUCCUUGUGCACUGGAGGGGACAUGGCCUUCAGGGAAGCUUCUUCGGGGCUAUGAGGGGCAACCCCUGACCAAAGACACAUAGCUCUGCACUUUAACUCUCGCAGGUGGACAUGGUUUGAGGUCCUCGAUGGUGCUGUGGGAGAAGCGCUCGCCUCCUGCCUCCCUCCACAAGAGGGCACAGUCCCUAAGGUGGUCUGCAUAGUGCUAGGACCUAGUGUACCGGCUGCCCAGACUCCCAGAGUCUCAUGGCAACCUGGGGAACAUCUCUGCGUGGCUCUCAGGCCAACAGGCGAAGCUGGGCCUGCUCUUCUGUUUUGUCUGUGUGUCCUGUGUGUGUCCCCAUCUUCUGCCUCCUCAUAACUGUGGGAUGAUACCAAAGCCUAACACUAGGUUGUGGCAGAAUAUUUCUCAUCCAUUUUACAGAUAAGGAAACUGAGGCAACACAUGUGGUGGGGUUGGAGUUGAGAAUAGAACCCAGAUCUGAUACCAAAGCUUCUGUCUGUGCUGCCAGCCUCUCACAGCCCACGCCUCCUUUCUCUCUAGUUUUGUUGUCCUCCCAGGAACCAAAAAGCCCCAGCUAUUUUCUGACCAAAAUGUGUUUCAUAACAAACCAUCUGGUGCCUUUCCACACAGCACUGGCGCAGGCCUCCUUGCCCUGCUAGCUGCCACGCUGCUGACUUCCGGGAAGAUGUGUUUUGAAGUGUGUCAAUUCCAUGGGUUAAAUGGAAUCCUCCAGAAGCAUCUCGUUGUCCUUUCCUGAUGCUGCAGUCCCAGUGGUCUCUGCACCCCAGCUGGUGGUCGAGCAGUCCAGUGGUGAGCUGUCCUUAGUCUCACUGCUCCCAUGGCUCUGGCAUCCUGAACCUCAGCCAAGCCACAAGCAUCUUUGCAUGGCUAGGAGCCCCCAGUUGGCUGGGCUUGUGAGAGCAGGAGAAACACACCAACCAGCAUGACUUACUGAGUGGCUGAGUCAGACCCUUGCCUUGGGGAAGGGACUUGGGGAACCCUCCUUAGAAUCAGGGCAGCUCCCUUUCCCCAGCCAGCUCCAGGGUCCUGAGCAUGAGGGGCUGCCAUGGUGUGGGUGGUGCUGUGGUCUUGAAAAGCUGUCCACUGCUGCAAGGCUGCCUCUGAGGAAGAAACAGUUAAUGUUCCCUUUUUUAAAAAAGUAUAAGCACCACUCGGUAUUGCUGGUGACAAGGGGCAGUGUCGUAGCUCCUGCCCUUUGGUGAUAUGAGAGGCAGUUGUCGAGAGCCUGGGGGAGGCCACAGCCCUUGCAGCACCAGAGUGGAGGGUGAUGGCAGGAUCCCCGUUGAUGAGCCAGCGGGGCUCCUUUCUUUGUGGCUGUCACCGUGUGACAGGGUACUGAUGAGUGACAAGGUCUAUGUGUUGACACUGACAGUGUUUCUAGCCAUGUGUCCUGGCCAGACUCUGAGCCCCUGAGACAUGAGUGUGUGAGGUGUGGGUGUGCCCAUGUGCACCCUUCCUGGGACAGUAUCGUUCCCACAACUCCCAUGACUCAGACUUGCAGACUUAUCUGUUACUCCUGUUCAGGUCCUGAGCUCGGUGCCUUGGAUGAGCCUGACACAUGUGGAUUCAGCCUGUGUGGUUUUGUGUGAUGGGGACAGAGGUGGAGGAUAGGAGUUCAGUGAUUUUAGAAACCCAAAGUCCAGCUAUGGCCCUGCGUUAGUUACUUGCUUGCUUGAGCCUUGGUUUUCCUGUUUGUAAGCAGGGUACAGCAAUCUCCCAUGUCUGUGUCCCAGGAUUUUGAGACUGUUGUCCACUAUGACGUUAUUGGUAGCUCAUGCCUCCGGUAGCUCACAGGUUAUCUCUGAGCAAGAGGUCAUUUGGAUCGAAUGUGUAAAGUCCCAGUGGACUCGGACAGAGUACUUCCUGUGUGCUGGCUGUCAUGACAGAAGUCAUGGAGAGCCCAGAUGUCUUCAAUUCCUACUGCUGAGGGCUCCGAGCUUAGCUAGAAAGGUGGGCACCUGGUGAGGCCACAGCCCCUUCGCAUAUCCCUGACCCUCAUCCUGUCAUGUAUUUCCCAAGAGCUGGCUAUGAUCCAAGUGCUCAACACUCCUGCCCAGUUUCAGUGACCAUUCCAGCAAGGCUGCAUUCCUCAAGUUCCUUGGCCUUGUGUCUGGGGACUCCCCAGCCACUGCUCCUUCCUGUAGCUUGUGGGGGUCUCGGGCAUUUAUGCAAUAGUCCUAUUUCGUGUCCAGAGGCAGCCUUCUGAUGCCAGCCGACGUGCAGACUCCCUGCGAGGCCCAAGUGGAUCAGAGCAGACUAAAGAAUUCUUUUUUCUUUGCCCCAUAAUUUGAAAAGACACUCAACAAGCUCAUCUUUCGGUUUAAAUUUGGCCAACGCCUUUAGUCUCCGGAUGUCUCAAAUUACAGAUCCCGAGCCCAGCUGCCUGCUCUUUCAUGCGUAACAGAUAAAGUGGAAGAACAAAGCCACCUUUCAGAUUUGACAUGACCUUCAGCUCCUCUGGGUAGACGUUGGGUUGGCUCUCCAGGAGAAGCCAUCACAGUUAAACCUCACGAGGGCUUUUCAGCGUCUGUGCCCGGGACACAGGCUUGAGCCUGGCCUUGCUCCAUCUUCCCCUGUGCAGCGGUCAGGGUCCUUGUGCCUGACCUCAGCAUUAUCAGUCUGCCUUGGCACAGUAGGAGGGGGGUAGGUGGUCUUAGAAGUAAAAAAAAAAAAAAAAAAACAACGGAAACUUUCGUUUAUUCUUUGACAGUUCACAUUCAGGAAGAGGCUAAGUCAGGGAUUUGAACCCCAGGCUGUCUGAACCCAACACUUGUGCUGUAGCACCAGCAGUGGCCCUGACCGCACGGGCAGUAUUGGCAGGUGCCAGCCACAUAGAUCUAUCGGCUGGAGUCUCUUGACUUUCUAGCUGGCUGGCCCUCAUGCUGCUGCUCUGGACAUGCCCAACUCGGGAUUCUGCAGAAACAUUUGCCCAUCACAUAGGCCCCAUCUUUUCCCGGGUGACAUUGUCCACUCACUUACCACAGGAGGGACACUGAGUCCGAGAGGGCUGGCAGGAAGGAACCCUUGACAGUGUUCGUGGUUUGAGCCGCUGUAGUGACUGUAAGUGGUGCCUAUGAGAGAUGCACUGAGGCCCAUAGAGAUUCUACAGGCCUGAGACCCAGAUCCUCUGUUCACUGUCCUGGAGUAACCCCAUAUCUGCAGGUCACUGGAACACUCUGAGCACAUGGCCUUGCUUGCUGGGAGCUCCUGAGGCCAGCUCAGAAGAACAGCCUUGACCAAAUGCCAGCAUAGCAUUGCUGGGGCAGCUGGGAGCUCCCAGCCAAGACAGGUGUGGGCUGGGACACAAGGUCAUGCUGCUGGGCAACCGUGUCUGCACGUGUCUGCUGGUCACCAGCUUGGCCUUGUCUCUGGGUGACGAGAGGCCUCUGCUCUUGAUCCUUCAUAGUCCAAGGGCUAUGGCUCCCAGCAGUCCCGGGUCAUGCAGGCUGGCCUACACGAGUGAGACAUUGGGGAAUUGAGGGGUGUUGCAGGGAAUGCCAGAUGGGCUGCUGAGUGAAGGGAGUGGUCCUGCUGGACCUCACAAGGAAUAGGAAGGUUGGGAUACCUUCGAUGGCUUGGUAGCUUUGAUGUUCAGGCCCGUCUGAGUCACUCUAUGGCCAGGUGCCCAGGCACUACCUGGCUCCAUGUGGCUAUGGCUGAACCAUGGCAGAAGGGGGUAGACCCAGUCUAAGUUUCUGAGAAACUGGGCAGCCCCAGGUCAGUGGCAGCCUAGCGGUUUGUUGGUCACCAAGGUUCUGGUCCCACGGACGCCCCUGCAGGCCCUGGUUGAGGGUGCCCUUUGUCUUCAUUGCUCCCAGCCAGCAGCCCUGCAACCCUCCCUGGGCCACGUUGCUGAAACUGGGGUCUAACGCUAUAUCCUGACCAAAGAUCUUGCUUUCCAAAGUGUUUUCAAAUAAAGGUUCUAGAAUCUGAGUGUGUGGUAUGUAUGCAGACACAAGUGUGUCGCAAUGCAUGGGUAGGGGUCAGGGAACAACUUUGUAGUAUGGUCUCUGUCUGCCUUUGUGUAGGGU